Messenger RNA from Amaranthus tricolor (Joseph's coat), 915 nucleotides. RefSeq lists its product as uncharacterized. The record is from RefSeq and is a predicted model, not a curated record. The transcript has 5 exons. Lineage: Eukaryota; Viridiplantae; Streptophyta; Magnoliopsida; Caryophyllales; Amaranthaceae. Gene Ontology annotation, biological process: rRNA processing. The coding region runs from base 148 to 579 and encodes 143 amino acids. Gene Ontology annotation, molecular function: DNA binding; peptidyl-prolyl cis-trans isomerase activity.
GCAACUACGAGAGAACCAUGUAUUUUGAUCCUCUUGGUGAGUUGGUGUAUUCAAGGCUACUUCCUUAGAUUCUGCAAGCACGAUAAGCUGAUUUCUCAGUCAUCUCUUCCCAGCUUUCCUUCCAAUUUAUUGUAAAGAUUCUCUGUGAUGGGCAAAGAUUCAAAGAAAAAGGAGCCUGCUGCAAAAGGUAAGGGGAAACAAGCAGCGGGUGCUAGUGAUGAGGGCGCUUCUAAGGGUAGCGGGAAAGGAGAUAAGCUAGGUACUUGCUCUUUUGUGAAAGCGAGGCAUAUAUUGUGUGAGAAACAAGGGAAAAUUAACGAGGUAUACCAGAAAUUGCAAGAAGGUUGGCUCGACAGUGGAGAUAAGGUCCCACCAGCGGAGUUUGGAAAGUUGGCUGCUCAAUACUCCGAAUGUCCUUCCGGGAAAAAGGGAGGAGACCUUGGAUGGUUCCCACGAGGAAAGAUGGCUGGCCCGUUUCAGGAGGUUGCAUUCAACACUGCUAUAGGAGCCACCAGUGCGCCUUUUAAAUCUACGCAUGGUUACCAUAUUGUAUUGUGCGAAGGUCGAAGGGGAUCAUGAAACAUGCAAGCAUUACUUAUUCAUCUACUAUCGAUGAUUUGGCUGCUGGAAUAACUGUUGUUUUUGUACGACUUUGUGACGGUCACGAAUACAGAGAUACUGUAUGGGAGACUAUGGAGGUUUCAACUGGAAAUUUGCAUGAUCAAGUUUUAGAUCAUACUUGUUGGCCUGCGAGAUGUUGUGUUUCAGUUUCAGUUAAUUGUGUGGUUAUUUAUGGUUUGUGUCCAUUUUUUCUGAAAUCAUGAUUAUUAUCCUCAAGAAACAUAGACCAAAGCCUUGUGACAAUAUGAUGCAUUUAUCCACUAGUAAGCUAAUAUAUAUGUUAUUUAGCUUGUA